Neurospora tetrasperma FGSC 2508 is the source of this 1311-nucleotide messenger RNA. RefSeq lists its product as uncharacterized. The transcript is spliced from 4 exons. Bases 1 to 1311 code for a protein of 436 amino acids. The record is from RefSeq and is a predicted model, not a curated record. Gene Ontology annotation, molecular function: iron ion binding; oxidoreductase activity, acting on paired donors, with incorporation or reduction of molecular oxygen, reduced flavin or flavoprotein as one donor, and incorporation of one atom of oxygen; heme binding. Lineage: Eukaryota; Fungi; Ascomycota; Sordariomycetes; Sordariales; Sordariaceae.
AUGAACACACAUGCGCUGCUGCCGCUGUGGGACGCUCGAUUCAAGAGAUAUGGCAACACGCACUACACGCUGACGCUGGGAAAAUGGGUACUGAUGACGAACGAGCCGGAGAACGUGAAAGUGAUUUUGGGCACGAAGAUGGCCGAGUGGCCGAUUGAUGGAACACGGUUGCAUGCGUCUGUGCCGGUUUUGGGAAGGAAGAGUGUUUUUACUACUAACGGGGCUCAGUGGCGCGAGGCUCGAGGGAUGAUCAGACCUUCGUUCGUCAGGGACCAAGUCGCCGACCUUCACUGCUUUGCCAAACACGUCGGCAACUUUCUCAACGCCAUUCCCAAGGACGGAUCGACCUUUGACAUGCAGGAACUCCUGCUUUCUAUGACCAUGGACUCGUCUACCGAUUUCUUGCUCGGCUAUUCCACAAACUCUCUGCUCGAACCCUCGCCCGAAGCUAAGCAGUUCCUCGAAGAUUUUGAGUACACCAGCCGUGAGGCCGCCAAGAAGUCUAGACUUGGAACGCUUCUCAAUUUGUUGCCAAACGGGGAGUUCCAGGCGGCUGUGACAAGAGUGCGCGAGUAUGUGCGAGCCUAUAUAAGGAAGUCCCAGGCGGAGAAGACCGACAAGAAGGAAAGAGACUACGUUUUCCUGCAUGAGAUUUUGAAGUCCGGCGCCGAUGAGGAGCACGCCAUCGACCAAGUCUUGUCCGUUAUUAUUGCCGGAAGAGACACCACGGCUGCGGCGAUGACGGCGUGUUUCUACUACUUGGCUCGCAAUCCGGAGGUAGUAAAGAAAUUGAGGAAGGAGAUCUUUGAUGUGGAGGACGAGAUGCCGACCUGGGAGCAGCUCAAAAAUAUGAAGUAUCUGAACAUGGUAAUCAAGGAAGGUUUGCGGCUGUUCCCUCCCGCAUCAACUAACUCCAGAGCGCCAAUCAAGGACACGGUCCUACCCCGAGGUGGUGGCCCAGAUGGCAAACAACCCAUCCUUGUGCCAAAGGGCCAAGUCGUUAGGUGGUCGCUGUACAGUCUUCAUAGACGUAAGGAUAUCUGGGGAGAAGAUGCCCAUGAGUUCCGUCCAGAGCGGUGGGAUGAAAACCUUCGGGUCGGAUGGGAGUACAUUCCGUUCUCCGGAGGCCCGCGUAUAUGCCUGGGCCAGCAGUUUGCGCUUACCCAGAUCGAAUACGCCCUCUUCAAGUUCUUCCGUGCCUUCAAGAGCAUCGAACCCCGGGAUGACAAUGGCCCGCUGCUGCUUCGCACGAAUCUAACUGUGACCUUUGCGAAAGGCUGUUUGGUUAGUGCGACACCCGACUCGAACUAG